AUGAUCGCGCUCUCGCCUUCGAAGCUCGCUCCGGCUCCCGCCAAUCCCUCCACGAGCUCCUCCUCCUCCCCUCCGUCGGCUUCCUUCUUCCCCAAUUCGCGCAAACCCGCCCCGCCGCCGCGCCUGCAUGUCCGCUCCAGGGGGCCCCGGACCCUGACGGGGACCUUCUCGAAGUCGUCGCUGGAGGAGGACGAGUGGCUGAAGCGCCUCCCGGACAAGACCAAGCCGCUCUACUCCCACAGCUUGUCCUGCAUCGAGGCCUGGCUGAGGAACAUGGGGAAGAGGAACAAAUCCCAAGGAGAAGCCACCUCGUCCCACCACAUCCCCCCAAGCGCUUCCUUCCCAACGCCCGCACAAGAGACGCGAAGCGGGAAGCCUCCCCCGCCGGCCCACCGCCACCACUGCACAAACCAAGCAAACGACUCCCAGACGCAGCGGCGGCAAUCGCCGAACAGAUCACGGCCGCGACCGAAACAGAACUCGCGCAGCAGCGAGAACGGCGGCAACCCUAAGAAGGGGCGGCUGGGGCUCCGCCGGCGCGGCCGAAUCCAAAAGGAGGCAAAAGAAGCGCGGAAGAAGAUGCAACUACAGACGGACGAGGACGCCGGCGACGCCGCGCCGCGCGUACGGAGGAGGCGGCGAGAGGAGGAGGAGGAGGAGGAGGGGGCGAUCGGCGCUGCAGGAUCCCGCCGGCGCGACGGCGAAAUCGACGGAACGGACGGAGCCGCGCUCGCAAUCGCGGGGAAAUCAGUCUAG
This is a messenger RNA of Eucalyptus grandis, 756 nucleotides long. Its product is annotated as serine/arginine repetitive matrix protein 1-like. Bases 1 to 756 code for a protein of 251 amino acids. Lineage: Eukaryota; Viridiplantae; Streptophyta; Magnoliopsida; Myrtales; Myrtaceae. The transcript is spliced from 2 exons. The record is from RefSeq and is a predicted model, not a curated record.